GAGAGAGAGGGAGAGAGAGAGAGGUGCGGAUCAGUGCCUGGAUCGCGCGCCUCUUCACUCAGGAGGAUGCUGGUGGGCAAUGCCCGUGGACAGGGAGGCCGAGAUUUGCCAGAAAGCGCUGGAGCUCCUCUCGGAUCUCUGCUCUAAAGGGGAGGUGCAGAACGAGAACUGCUUGGAUUUCAUUUACUAUUUCCGGGACCUGGCUAGACCGAGGUACUCUGAAUCAGAUGUCUCGGUGAGCCUGCUGUCUUUGGUGGUGACGGCCUGUGGACUGGCCUUGUUCGGAGUCUCGCUCUUUGUCUCCUGGAAACUAUGCUGGAUCCCAUGGCGCGAGCGAGCACUCUCUCCUGGAACCAAAGAUGGCCCAACAGAGCACCCUCUUCCACCUCCUCCACCACUUCAACCGCAGCCUAUUUACACGGAAGUGGACGCUACUCUCGACCGCCGGAACCAACCUCGAGGCUCGGUGGUUAAGGAGACGACUGUGCCUCCAACGCCAGUCUCGCCGCCGGCGCCCGGGUCACCUCCACCCGUUCCGGUGCCGGAGACAGCUCUGAAAAUCAGCCACACGUCACCUGAUAUUGCCAUGGAAGCAGAGUCCAAGGCUGGGGAGGACAGCAUCUAUGGCAGCGGUCGUAUGCAGAGGCAGAUCACGGAUCCGUCAUCGACUUGUGUUCGGCCAAGCUCCAUUCGGCGCCACAUGAACCAGUCCAACCCUGACUUCAUGGUAGCCCAGUUCCAGAGGCAAGACUCGCUAACAGGGAUGAGCCUUGGCCGACUCAAACCAGAGCUGUACAAGCAGCGCUCAUUAGACAGCGAAGAAAACCGCAGUGGUCGAGGGGGAACCUGCGGCCGUCUCCAUUUCAUCCUGAAAUACGACUGUGAUCUGGAGCAGCUCAUAGUCAAGAUCCACCGCGCCCAAGACCUUCCUGCCAAGGACUUUUCCGGGACCUCGGAUCCCUACGUUAAGAUCUACCUUCUUCCUGACCGCAAGACCAAGCACCAGACCAAGGUGCAUCGGAAGACUCUGAACCCCGUUUUUGAUGAGGUCUUCCUCUUCCCUGUGGCAUACGCUGAACUUCCUACACGAAAGCUCCACUUCACGGUUUAUGAUUUUGACCGUUUUUCGCGGCAUGACAUCAUCGGACAGGUGGUAGUGGACAACUUCCUGGAUCUGGUGGAUUUUCCACGGGAGACCAAGUUGUGCAGGGACAUUCAGUACGUCUCCUCGGACAACGUGGAUCUGGGUGAUCUGAUGUUCUCGCUCUGUUACCUGCCCACUGCUGGCCGACUGACCAUCACGGUGAUAAAGGCGCGCAACCUCAAAGCCAUGGACAUCACCGGAGCCUCAGACCCCUAUGUGAAAGUCUCUCUGAUGUGCGAGGGGCGGAGAUUAAAAAAGAGGAAGACCUCGACUAAGAGGAACACCCUGAACCCGGUGUAUAACGAGGCUAUAGUAUUCGACGUCCCACCAGAGAACAUUGAUCAGAUUAGCCUCUUGAUAGCUGUGAUGGAUUACGACCGUGUAGGUCACAACGAGGUUAUAGGUGUGUGUCGGGUGGGUAACGAUGGUGAGAGCCUGGGCAGGGACCACUGGAACGAAAUGCUGACGUACCCUCGUAAACCCAUCGCCCGCUGGCACCCUCUAAUGGAGUACCAGGGCUCCGGUGGAGGAAGUCAGACAGGCUCGUGUAACUCUCUUAAGACUCCUCCGUCCCCGUAAAGCCAACCCUGCUUCUCUCCUGGAACACGAGUGGGCGAUCUGCUCCGUCCCAAAAAAAGACCUGAGAAGCUGGGAGCUGGAGCUGCUAAGCCACAGACAAGGUGUUUCUCAUGGGAAACAUUAUUUGCCUCUGGAAGCCCUUCUUUGCAUGGGAACACUUGAUUGUUUCAGCUGCAUGUUGAGUGGUUACAUACUGUAUGGUCGUUUUCUAUGAAAUAUGGUGAUAUGAAAAUUAUACAAGGGGUAUUUUGAUGUAUUUUAAUUUUCCUGAUGUUGUAGUAGCCCGAGUGUUAAAACCAAUCAGGGAGGAUGAAAAGCACACGUCUGAUGUUGUGUACACACCGUUCCCUCUUUCCAAAAAUCUUCGUUCACUUUUGCACUUGAAUUAGUGCAAAAUAGAGAAAAUAAUAAUAAUAAUAAUAAUAAUAAUAAUAAAAUACAAAUUCAUGGAUGUCUGUGAACUUGAUACAAUGUCUGUUCUUUUUUUUAUAGUCCCAUUUUUUAUGGAUAUUGUAACAUUUGUUAUUGCAUCAUACAUAGAACCUAAGGUCAUGACGUUUAUUUUUAUUUUUUACUCAAAAGUGCAUGAGUGUGUUCAGAAUAGGGUUCAGUCCGAAGUGUUUUCAUUAUAAAACUAUGUGAAUUCUGUCAACUGUUCUGCUUCCAUUUGCUGAUGAUUUAUUUACUUUGUGGUUUAAAAAAAAAGAAGAAAAAG
Clarias gariepinus (North African catfish) is the source of this 2438-nucleotide messenger RNA. RefSeq names its product synaptotagmin IXa (gene syt9a). The transcript has 7 exons. Gene Ontology annotation, cellular component: dense core granule; membrane. Gene Ontology annotation, molecular function: SNARE binding; calcium ion binding; calcium-dependent phospholipid binding. Gene Ontology annotation, biological process: regulation of dopamine secretion; regulation of calcium ion-dependent exocytosis; cellular response to calcium ion. The record is from RefSeq and is a predicted model, not a curated record. Lineage: Eukaryota; Metazoa; Chordata; Actinopteri; Siluriformes; Clariidae. The coding region runs from base 80 to 1723 and encodes 547 amino acids.